AUGUCUUCGGUAGGCGACGUUGCGGAAGGGUGCUCAGGAUAUCAAAUUUCGCAGUCUUUGUCGCCGCUUGUUAGUCCAUCAUCACCUGAUGUUUAUAGUAGCCGAGGUGGUGGCAGCCCUUCACCAUGUACUUCCCCUAAACGGCUAAGCGACUCUCUAAUUCUUCUUCAUCUUCCUUUCAACCAGCACUCAAAAGUAGAAGUGAAACCUGGGAUUCUUGCACGGGAUGCUAUUGCUAAAAUUUUGGAGAAACGAGCAAUAUUGCCUCAGAUGUGCAGAGUGUGUGUUGGCGGUGACCCUUCUAGUCCACGUAUCGACCUUAGCAUGGAUUUAGAAACAUUAUCCAAUACUUUGGAAAAGAAAGAGCUUUGGGUGCACAGUGCAUAUCUCUCUAUAUUGGUAUCUAUCAAACACAGUUUUGUGCGGAAAACUUUUUUAUCAGUAGCAUUCUGUGACGUUUGUCACAAACAAAUAUGGCUACAAGGAUAUCGAUGUGAGUUGUGCCAGUUCACGUUCCAUCAGAAAUGUGGUUCUAAAGUUCCAAAUUAUUGUGAUCGUAUGCAGCAAAUUUCGCAUGAUGUUCGAAUGGCAAAUAAAUUACGAGAUAUAUGUGAUCAGUAUGAAGGUCCGAACGCGGCACUUGUUGCUGAAAUUAUUCAACACUUCCAAAGUCCUACUGCAGAUCCUCUGCCGAAUCGUGUGGGUAUUUCACGUCAGCAAGCUGUUCGUUUACCAGGUCGACCCGAAAUUACAGUUGGAAUAAAUGAAUCAUCCCGGGAUCGUUCGUCAUCAGCUCCCAAUAUUUAUGAAAUAACAAAAGAUGAAGCGCUACGUGAAACGAAAGUGUUAGACGCAUUGAGCAACAAUGUCCAUGUGUUUAUUCAACCAUCAGGAACAGCAAGGACAGCAAAACCGAUAAAUUUUUCCGGUCUUCGAGACUGGCAAUUGACUAGUAAUCGAAGGCCAAAUCGUUUGCACCCAUCAACUCUAGCAGGAAUGGUAUCACCAUGUUUCACCACUUCACCUUCUUCUACGAGUUCUUCGCCUCCACCUCCUUAUUCUGGAGCCACAUAUGAUCCUAAUUCAGGAUUACCCCCUACACCACCACAAUCCGCACCUCCUCAGAAGACAUUUGGUUUUCGUUUUCGCAGCAAAAGUCCAAACGACAAAAUUCCGAUUAAAGGACCAGGCGGUCGGUCGUCUGUCUCUUCGGAUCGGCUAGGUGAAUCUCAUGAAGGUGAUUACAAGGAAAAAUUAAAACAGCGAAUUUUGAUGGAAGGUUGGGAAAUCGAUCGGGCCCUGGUAACAUAUUACAAAAAAAUUGGUAGUGGUUCCUUUGGUACUGUGUAUUUGGGCAGUUAUUUUGGGAAAGUGGCAAUUAAAAAAUUAAAUGUUGGUGAACCAAGUCCUGCUCAGCUUCAAGCCUUCAAAAAUGAAGUUGGUGUAUUGAAGAAAACUAGACAUGCAAAUGUUUUGCUUUUCAUGGGUUGGUUGCGUGAACCAGACCUUGCAAUUGUCACUCAGUGGUGUGAAGGGUCUUCUUUAUACAGACAAAUACACGUGAAUGAACCUCGAGUAGACUUCGAAAUAUCGUCAGUUAUUGAUAUUUGCAAGCAAAUCGCUCAGGGAAUGAAUUAUUUACACUCUCGUCAUAUCAUUCAUAGAGAUCUUAAAACGAACAACAUUUUCUUAACUGAUGAUGGUACAGUUAAAAUUGGUGAUUUUGGUUUGGCCACUGUGAAGACACGAUGGAGUGGUGGACAACAAAAUCAGCAGCCAACUGGAAGUAUCCUUUGGAUGGCGCCGGAAGUGAUAAGAAUGCAGGAUGCAAACCCAUACACAACUCUUUCUGAUGUAUACUCAUUUGGCAUUUGUUUAUUCGAAUUGUUGUCAGGAGUUUUACCCUAUUCACAUAUCAAUAGCAGAGAUCAGAUUUUGUUCAUGGUUGGACGCGGUUAUUUGAAGCCAGAUUUGACUAAAGUACGGCAUGACACACCUAAGGGGUUGUUAACAUCGCUUGAAAAAUGCAUUAAGUUUUGUCGAGACGAGCGUCCGGAAUUUGAACAGGUUCUCAUUUAUCUUGAGCGAGCCUCAGCAGGUCUUCCACGACUAAAGCGUUCUGUGUCAGAACCGCAAAUAUAUAGAAGUUAUUAUGAUCAGCAUGAUUUCUUGUUACCGGUUCAGACACCGAAUUCUCCGAAAACAAAUACAGUUGCAAAUUUUUCGCUCUUUACUACAUAUAGCUGGACCGAUCAGUUGUAA
Brugia pahangi is the source of this 2262-nucleotide messenger RNA. The record is from the annotation of a GenBank genome assembly. Lineage: Eukaryota; Metazoa; Nematoda; Chromadorea; Rhabditida; Onchocercidae.